Hemibagrus wyckioides is the source of this 1696-nucleotide messenger RNA. RefSeq names its product short chain dehydrogenase/reductase family 16C, member 5b (gene sdr16c5b). Lineage: Eukaryota; Metazoa; Chordata; Actinopteri; Siluriformes; Bagridae. Gene Ontology annotation, molecular function: oxidoreductase activity, acting on the CH-OH group of donors, NAD or NADP as acceptor. Bases 306 to 1226 code for a protein of 306 amino acids. Gene Ontology annotation, cellular component: lipid droplet. The record is from RefSeq and is a predicted model, not a curated record. The transcript has 6 exons.
CCGUUACUGAGCCGCUGCAGAAAUAUCGACCUUUGUAUUGGAGGUAAACACGACAUGAAAUUGAACUUUUAGUGACCGAAGGUGGACUUUGCGCCGUGUGUUUAAAUAAAAAAAAAAAAAAAAAAGAAGCGAGUGAUCGCAGCGGUGGACUUAUCACCUGUAUUCCUGCCCUGAACUAAAUGAACAGACUGUGCUGAGAGAAACUCCUUCCGCAGUUUACUGUAAACACAGAGACGCUGAUUAAGUCACUCGAGCUCUGAGCUUGAACAUUUACCUUUGUGUCCAGAAUCCGUUAUUUUGUCGCCAUGAACUUCUUCUUAGAGACUUUAAAGGUCCUCGGAUUGUCGGUGGUCUACUACCUGGAGGCGUUUGUCCGGCUGUUUGUGCCGGCGCGGAGGAAGAGUGUCGAGGGCGAGCUCGUGCUGCUGACCGGGGCUGGAGCUGGACUGGGCAGGAUCCUGGCGUUGGAGUUCGCGGGGCUCGGCGCGCGCCUUGUGCUCCUGGACAUCGACGAGGCGGGAAACCUGGAGACCGCGCGCCUCGUCAAGGAAACACAUGGUGCGCGAGCGCACACCUACACCUGCGACUGUAGCAGCCGGGAGGAGGUGUACAAAGUGGCAGACCGGGUCAAACGUGAGGUGGGUGACAUUACUAUCCUGGUGAACAAUGCUGGCAUCGUUACAGGGAAGAAGUUUCUGGACUCUCCAGACUCACUUGUACAGAAGACUAUGGAGGUCAACAGCAUGGCACAUUUCUGGAUGUGUAAGGCUUUUCUCCCAGCGAUGAUUGCUGCAAACCAUGGUCAUAUUGUCAGCAUAGCUAGCUCAGCUGGGCUUAUCGGUGUUAGCGGACUAGCAGAUUACUGCGCUAGCAAGUUUGCAGCAGUGGGCUUUGCAGAGUCUAUUGCUCUGGAGAUGUUGGCUAUGGGCUGUGACGGAGUGAAGACCACCAUUGUGUGUCCUUUCUUCAUCAACACUGGAAUGUUUGAUGGGGCUAACACAAAGUGGCCGAGAAUCAUGCCCAUUUUGGAGCCGGAGUACGUGUGUAGAAAGAUUGUGGAUGCUGUCCGGAGAGAUCAGGUCUAUCUGUAUCUGCCUCGUAGCAUCUACAUUUCAAUCGCUCUAAAGAGCAUAUUGCCCGUUAAAUUAGGAGUGCUGCUUGGUAAAUAUUUGGGAGCAUUUGACUUUAUGGCUAAGUUCAAAGGGCACGGCAAGAAAAGCGAUUGACGUCCGAGCAGAAACUAACCCCAUCCUUAGAGCUUCGGGAUCAUGCUUUCAGUGACAUUAGAGUGAAGCUGCAUUGAGAAGAAUAAAGCAAUCAAGAUUUUAUGCAAAAAUGGCAAUGCAAACUACUAUUGGCAAUGUGCCAUGACCACUGAAAAGGCACUUAAUCUGGACAGUACAUGUAAUGUGCCAGUAUAAUAACAAUGUAAUAAUAGUAAUGUAUGUGUACAUGUGUUUAACACAUAUCGGUUGUAAAUGUGUCAUGUCUUGUAUCACGAAAUACCUCCAAUGAAGGACAAGGAUGCAGAAAUGUGCCUUGACUGAAUAGUUUCUGUGGCUCACUUGAAUAUUUUUUUUAAUUUCUUAACCAAAAUGUAUUGAGGAAGCUGGUGUUAAACCAACACAGGCUAUGAAAUCCGAUAUGAAACCGAAUAAAGCUUAUAAACCACAGAUUAUGUUAACAUGUUGAUUUA